Prionailurus viverrinus (fishing cat) is the source of this 1347-nucleotide messenger RNA. It is a transcript of the gene TDO2, whose product is annotated as tryptophan 2,3-dioxygenase. The transcript has 12 exons. The coding region runs from base 1 to 1221 and encodes 406 amino acids. The record is from RefSeq and is a predicted model, not a curated record. Gene Ontology annotation, molecular function: L-tryptophan 2,3-dioxygenase activity; metal ion binding; heme binding. NCBI's taxonomy places the organism in Eukaryota, Metazoa, Chordata, Mammalia, Carnivora, Felidae.
AUGAGUGGGUGCCCAUUUUUAGGAAACAACUUUGGAUGUGCUUUUAAAAAAUUGUCCAUAGAAGGCAGUGAAGACGACAAAUCACAAACCGGUGUGAAUAGAGCCAGCAAAGGAGGACUUAUCUACGGAAACUACCUGCAUUUGGAAAAGGUUUUGAACGCACAAGAACUUCAAAGUGAAAUAAAAGGAAAUAAAAUCCAUGACGAACAUCUUUUUAUCAUAACUCAUCAAGCUUAUGAACUCUGGUUUAAGCAAAUCCUCUGGGAAUUAGAUUCUGUCCGAGAGAUCUUUCAGAACGGCCAUGUUAGGGAUGAAAGGAACAUGCUUAAGGUUGUUACUCGAAUGCACCGAGUGGCAGUGAUCCUUAAGCUACUGGUGCAGCAAUUUUCUGUUCUGGAAACGAUGACAGCCUUGGACUUCAAUGAUUUCAGAGAGUACUUGUCUCCAGCCUCAGGCUUCCAGAGUUUGCAAUUCCGACUGUUAGAAAACAAGAUAGGUGUUCUUCAGAGUUUGAGGGUCCCUUACAACAGAAGACAUUAUCGUGAUAACUUCAGAGGAGAAGAUAAUGAACUGCUACUUAAAUCCGAGCAGGAAAAAACACUACUUCAACUAGUGGAGGCGUGGCUGGAAAGAACACCAGGUUUAGAGCCACAUGGAUUUAACUUCUGGGGAAAGCUUGAAAACAACAUUCUCAAGGGCCUGGAAGAAGAAUUCACAAGAAUUCAGGCUAAGGAAGAAUCGGAGGAAAAGGAGGAACAAAUGGCUGAAUUUCGGAAACAAAAAGAGGUGUUACUCUCCUUAUUUGAUGAGAAACGUCACGAACAUCUCCUCAGUAAAGGUGAAAGAAGACUGUCAUACAGAGCACUUCAGGGGGCCUUGAUGAUAUAUUUUUACAGGGAAGAGCCUAGAUUCCAGGUCCCUUUUCAGUUGCUGACUUCUCUCAUGGACAUAGACGCACUCAUGACCAAAUGGAGAUAUAACCACGUGUGCAUGGUGCACAGAAUGCUGGGCAGCAAAGCUGGCACUGGUGGGUCCUCUGGUUAUCAGUAUCUGCGCUCAACAGUCAGUGACAGGUACAAGGUGUUUGUAGAUUUAUUUAAUCUUUCAACAUAUCUGGUUCCCCGACACUGGAUACCGAAGAUGAACCCAAUUAUUCAUAAAUUCCUUUACACGGCUGAAUAUUGUGACAGCUCUUACUUCAGCAGUGAUGAAUCAGAUUAAACUCAUCUCCAAAUCUAUGAAGGCAUCGAUUUCUCAGUCUGUGUUUUUUAAAAUUUUCUAUGAGUUGUCAUGAUACAUCAAGAGUCCUAAUGUAAUAUAUGUAUAUAUAUAUAGGUAAGCAUUGUG